AAAAUUAUUGUUUUUGGCAAAUCAAGUGUGUUAUUUAUUUAUCUAUUUUUUUGGAAUCUCAUUGAGUACUUUUUCUUUUUUCUCUAACCAACACGCAAGACCCGGCAUUAGCUGCCACAAAACGCUGAUAUCUCAACCUCCAAUAUUUUCUCACACUCAAGAAGUUGAUAUGUCUCUCUAAUAAGCUCCCUAAUUCAUCCCCACUAUUUGAUGAGAUUCAAUAUUCAUCUCCUUCUUCAAACCUUGUAUAGUUCUUGCCUCCUACAUCUUCUCCUCCAUUUUUGGACACCGUUUUUUCCACUGUUUUUUUAAAAUUUCCCCUUCCUUCUUUCUCUGCCAUGUAAAAACCAAGACCAUUUCCUCUCUCACAACCUUUAUAUACACCCCCUUCUCAUUCCCUUCUUCCUUCACUCUACCUUUUCUCUCUAACAACUAACAACUUCCUUCUCAUAAUCAUCAACAUCAUCAUCGAUCAUCGUCAUUGCUCAUGGCUUUUUUCUUAUAUUCUUCAUCCAUUAAUCCUUUGGUAAUACCACUAGUACUAGUUCUGCUUUUCUUAGCAUUGUUUUCAAUCCCAGCAACUUCAACUUCAAGGAAAGUUGUUGUUCAAAAUCACAACAGUAAAAACCACCAAAUUACAGGGUUCAAAGUUUCACUUAAGCAUGUUGAUUAUGGUAAAAACCUUACAAGUUUCCAGCGUCUUCAGCGUGGGAUCAAGAGAGGGAAGCAAAGACUGCAGAGGCUGAAUGCAAUGGUUUUGGCUGACAAAACUUCUUCUUCUUCGACGGAUAGCUCUGCCGUUGAAUCGCCUGUGAACGCCGGAAACGGCGAGUUCUUGAUGAAAUUAGCUAUUGGCACCCCUCCCUUAGCUUACUCUGCUAUCAUGGACACCGGAAGCGAUCUGAUAUGGACUCAGUGCUCGCCUUGUAAGGAUUGUUUCAGUCAAUCGACCGACAUUUUCAAUCCGAAAAAGUCCACUUCUUACUCCAAUCUACCAUGCUCCUCUGAGCUCUGCACAGCGCUUCCUUCUUCCACAUGCAGCGAUGGCUGCGAGUAUUACUACGCUUAUGGCGAUUACUCUUCCACACAAGGUCAGCUAGCGACCGAAACAUUCACGUUCGGCGAAUCGGAUGCCGAAGUUUCGGUACCAAACAUCGGGUUCGGUUGCGGCGAAGACAAUGAAGGUGACGGAUUCAAUCAAGGUGCAGGAUUGGUAGGUCUUGGCCGUGGACCAUUAUCUUUGGUUUCGCAGCUCAAAGAGCCGAAAUUCUCCUACUGUUUAAACUCCAUAGAUGAUUCGAAAUCGAGCUCGCUUUUAUUGGGUUCUUUAGCGAAUCUGAACGGCAGCACAUCUUCACAUGCCAUCAAAACAACGCCGUUGGUGCAGAACCCAUCGCAGCCAUCUUUUUACUAUCUUUCACUGCAAGGAAUAACGGUUGGAGAAGAACGUUUGCCGAUCAGCAAAGACACUUUUUCCCUCCAAGACGAUGGAAGCGGCGGCUUAAUCAUCGAUUCGGGGACGACGAUUACUUAUUUAGAAGAGAGUGCAUAUGAUGAGCUGAGAAAAGUUUUCUCUUCGAAGGUUAAUCUUCCGGUUGACGAUUCUGGUUCAGAAGGACUUGAUCUUUGUUUCAAGUUGCCUUCCGACUCGUCGAAGGUGGAUGUUCCGAAACUGAUAUUCCAUUUCGACGGCGCGGAUUUGGAUUUUCCGCCGGAGAAUUAUGUGCUUUUGGAUUCGGAUUUGGGAUUGCUUUGCUUGGCUAUGGGAGCUUCCAGUGGGAUGUCAAUCCUUGGGAAUUUUCAGCAGCAGAAUACUUUGGUUCUUCAUGAUCUUCAAAAGGAAACGCUGUCGUUUGUUCCUACAAAAUGUGAACAGUUGUGACUCGCUUGUUGUGAUUUGUUUGUGUACGCAACAUGAUCGUCAUAUGAAUUUGUUGUCAUUUAUGGGAUUAAUGUUGUUUCAA
Ziziphus jujuba (common jujube) is the source of this 1964-nucleotide messenger RNA. RefSeq names its product aspartic proteinase nepenthesin-1. Gene Ontology annotation, molecular function: aspartic-type endopeptidase activity. Gene Ontology annotation, biological process: proteolysis. Lineage: Eukaryota; Viridiplantae; Streptophyta; Magnoliopsida; Rosales; Rhamnaceae. The transcript has a single exon. Bases 488 to 1882 code for a protein of 464 amino acids. The record is from RefSeq and is a predicted model, not a curated record. Gene Ontology annotation, cellular component: extracellular region.